This is a messenger RNA of Leptomonas pyrrhocoris, 1614 nucleotides long. Its product is annotated as ATPase-like protein. The record is from RefSeq and is a predicted model, not a curated record. Gene Ontology annotation, biological process: endosomal transport; vacuole organization. Gene Ontology annotation, molecular function: ATP hydrolysis activity; ATP binding. Lineage: Eukaryota; Euglenozoa; Kinetoplastea; Trypanosomatida; Trypanosomatidae. The coding region runs from base 61 to 1614 and encodes 517 amino acids. The transcript has a single exon.
AGACACACCAGCGCCUUUGUCCUUCUCUCUCUCUUUUUCUCCCAGCCAUCAGUUGGGGCCAUGAUGGAAGCCAAAAAGAUCGAAGAAACGCGCACUCUCGUGCAACAGGCCAACAGCGUGUUACUCGAGCACCUUAAACAAACGCCACGCACCUCGCUGAGCCAAAGCGAACGGCGCAGGCUUCGCGAGCUGCUGCGAUCACUGCUCCCGUCCCUCUCCAUCGUGCGCUCGUUUGAGCACCUGCAUCGCUUCCGCAGCGUCUAUGUGACGGUCGAAAACGCAGUCGAGCAGGUGCUCACGUGUCCGGCGCUCAGCGAGACAGAGACGCCGCCAGAUGAUGGAACGCGUCCUACGGGAGAAACUGCAAAUGCAAGUCUCUUCUCCGAGGCUGCGCAGCUUGCAGCGCCGACGCCGAGGGCUGCUCCAACUCAUCCAGCUGACGCCGAGGCAGACGCUGCUCCUAUGUGGAAGAACUUUUACGGCUGCCAAGAGGCCAUCCUUGCCCUUCGCCAGGCCACCACCCUUCCGCUGCGCUACCCGACCCUCUUCACCGGUCCGCGGCGUCCGUGGCGACGUCUGCUGCUGUACGGCCCGCCCGGCACCGGCAAGACGCAACUCGCAGCUGCCACGGCGACGGAGUUCAACGCCGUGUUUUUAAGUGUGUCAGCGGCUGAUCUGUUGAGUAAGUGGGUCGGCGAGAGCGAGAAGCAGGUCCGGCACGCGUUUGCGCAGGCGGCCGCUGCAGGGCCGCGCUGCAUCCUCUUCUUUGACGAGGUGGACGCCCUCUGCGGCGCGCGCGGCGGUCAGGGCGAGAGCGAGGUCGCGCGCCGACUCAAAACAGAGUUUCUUCUUCACUUGCAGAACGUGGCGGCCACGGUGGUGGUGCUGGCGGCGACGAAUCUUCCGUGGGAGCUGGACGCUGCAAUUGUGCGCCGUUUUGAUCGUUUUGUGCACGUUGGCCUGCCGUCCUUGGAGGAUAAGCUGCAGUUCUUGCGCGAUGGGAUGCGCGGCGCUGCAAACACGGUGACCGAUGCCCAGCUGCGUCGCGUGGCGGAGCAGACGAAGGGCUUUUCGCUGGUGGACCUGCGCCGCUUGCUCUCCGAUGCCGUCAUGGCACCUGUGACCGAGUGGCUUUCCGGACGUUCUUCUUUCCAGUGUAAGACGACGGAUGGGAAUGCUGUCCAGAAUGGCAGGGCAGCAUCUGAAGAGAAAUGCGGAGGGGGGGCUUUGUUGCCUGCGAAUGAAACGUCUCUCUCCUCGACGUUGCCGUGCCGAGUGCACUGCGGCGGCGAAGAGGUCGACGACGACAGAGCAAACGGAGAGCAGCGAGUGCUGGGCGACGCGAGCAGCGGCAGCGAGACGUCCGCAAAUGCCGGCUUCACUACUUCGUCUGCGUGCACUUCAGCAAACGGUACGCAGAGCCCUGUUGAUGCCUCUCUUGCAGAAAUUCUAUCCACGACGUCGGAUGCAUCGCUCGAUCGCGCCUGUGAAUUCGAUGUUCCAUCGGUGGAGGUAAAGCACUUUGAAGAGGCGUUGCGUCGUGUCGUUGCGACAACACCCGCAGCGGACGCUGCUCGGUAUUCCAGUUGGUCCUCCCACGUUGUGCAGUCGUGA